AUGAGCGAUCUUGAAGACUCAUCUCCAACCUUUGAACCUAACAGUGAUGCCCCGAAGAUCACCGAUUGCAUGGUCGUAGGAUCUUACAACUGGCUCAACCAGAAGCCUCCUACAAUUCUCAUCCCAGAUGCUUACGAUUCAAUCUACAUAGGCGCCCCUCCAGCAUGGGCCCCAACCUCGUCCUUGAAUAAGCUUCCCUCAGACAGCGGCUCAUACUUCCGUGAUCAGAAUGCAGCAAGAUACGCCGCGCACGUCUUUCAGCCGGCACUGGAGGCAAUCCUCAAGCAAGAACCGGAAUUUGAUUUCAGUGGCAUUGACAUCGUUGCCUGUGGCAGCACUUUAGGCAACCUCCGCCGAUAUGUGUCCGAGCCCACCAAAGAGUUCAGAUUCGUGGUUGAGGCUGUUGGAUCUGCUGUUUUCCUGGUGCGACGUGAGAACUCACCCACACAGACAAUCCCAGACGUGUUUGGGUACGGACACACCUUUCCAGAAGCAAACACCAAGUGGGAUGCCAACGUCAAGGGCUCCGAGUCGCAUCAGAGAAUCCUGCAAUACAAGUUUGCAGGCUUAUCAUGCCUCGUUCGCUAUGAGGGUGAUGGGUACCUUCCCAAGCUUCAUCAGUCAUGCAUUAGCCAUGGCAAGAGCACAGCGGCUACUCCAGACGACUUGAUGGCAUCCUUGAAGGAAGUAACGGUGGGCCCGGCUACAGGAUCCCAUAUUGGCCAAGCCCUCGCUGUUGAGACUGGCGGAGAAAUUGUUCCCCAGUCUGCCAUAUUCGAUUUAAAGACCAGGACAUUCAAGAAGGAGUAUCAGGAUGUCCUCGAUGGAGAGCUUCCUAGACUUUGGUUGGCGCAAAUACCCAAUUUCGUGAUCGGCUUCCACAAGUACGGAGUGUUUGACGACGUGCGCGUUGAGGACGUCCGUGAAGAAGUACGGAAAUGGGAGAAGGAGCAGGAGAGCAAUUUGCAGAAGCUUGCUGGGCUACUAAAGAUGUUGAUCGCCUUUGCGCAGGGUCAAAGAGACGGUAGAUUUGAAGUUGUGUACCGCGGCGGCAGCUUAGAAUUGAGGGAAGUUGGGGGAGUGGUCAAUUGUUGUAUACCGGAUGAGAUGAAGAGACGGUGGACACGGGGAGGUUCCGAUGAGACAGGAAAUGAUGGAUGGAAGGCGAGAUGGAAGGGGAGAGUAGUAAAGGAAGAGGACGAGGAAGAGGAAGAAAAAGAUGAAGAGGAAGACGAGGAUGGGGAAAGAGAGUCAGGUGCCUGGGGUGGUGACUCGGACUCUGAGAAGGACUUCACGGCCUGUUCUGCUUCUUCCUGUGGCUACUGCGGCCAUUGCCGUUAUUGA
Messenger RNA from Aspergillus puulaauensis, 1344 nucleotides. RefSeq lists its product as uncharacterized. NCBI's taxonomy places the organism in Eukaryota, Fungi, Ascomycota, Eurotiomycetes, Eurotiales, Aspergillaceae. Bases 1 to 1344 code for a protein of 447 amino acids. The transcript is spliced from 2 exons. The record is from RefSeq and is a predicted model, not a curated record.